UAUCUGUGGAAUGAUGUCCAGGGUGGGAGAAAGAACUCUUGUCUAUUGGAAGAAAGUGUGAAUGUUGCAGUUGAUCACCUUGAUUAGCAUUGAAAAGCCUUGUAGCUUCAAAGCCUGGCUGCUUACUGGCUGGGGGAAUCCUUUGUUGGAGGUGUUAGCAGACCCUGAUUGUUUCCUGUCCGGAAUUCCACUGUCUUCUGAGUGUUGUUCUGUAUAUACUGUCCUGAUUUUAAAGUUUUUGAAUACUGGUAGCCAGAUUUUGUUCAUUUUCAUGGUUUCCUCCUUUCUGUUGAAAUUGUCCACAUACUUGUGGAUUUCAGUGGCUUCUCUGUGUAGUCUGACAUGGUGGUUGUUAAAGUGGUCCAACAUUUCUGUGUUCUCGAAUAAUAUGCUGUGUCCACAUGAAUUCAUCAAGCACUCUGCUAUGGCUGACUUUUCUGCUUGAAUUAGUCUGCAGUGCCUUUCAUGUUCCUUGAACCUGUAAGCCGCCUUGAGUCUCCUUGGGUGAGAAAAGCGGUAUAGAAAUGACAUAAAUAAAUAAAUAAAUUGUCUUUGGGCAAUGCUGUGUUUGGUGGUCCCUAUAUAGACUUGUCCACAAUAUUAAAACAUCUGGGCGUUGCCUGGGCGACGUCCUUGCAGAUGGCCAAUUCUCUCACACCAGAAGCGACUUGCAGUUUCUGAAGUUGCUCUUGACACAAAAACAAAAAAAAACUGCAUGGUAUACGGUAGACUCCUGCAGACGUGAGAGGAUCCCUCUUGAAGUUGUGGAUUAACAAUAUCUGGAGAGUUGCAUGCUUCCUAUCCCUGUUUAGGAGUAAUUCUCAUUAGACUUACUUUUGAAGAUACAUGUAUAAGAUUUUGUGGUAUGAAAAGCUGAAAUCCUUUAAUAGCAAUAUCUUUGGUUUUGUUUUAUCUUUGAUUUGUAUCUAUUUGUAUUACAGUAAAAAGAUUUUCUCAUGCUGGAUCUAGACUGCCAAAUAAUGCAGUUUGAACUGCAUUAUAUGGUCAGUGUAGACCCACAUAAUGCACUUUGAACUGCAUGAACCGCAUUAUGGGGGUCUGCACUGACCAGUUCCAAUUACAUUAUUUGGCAUUAUUUGGCAUUGCUUGAUGGAAUAUCAGGUUAAUGAUAGUGUCCAAGAAAGUGUCCAUGAUAGCACUGAGAUCCAGAGACGUUGUUGACCAAACAGACAAAAAAACUGAACUAGCACGAGGGGCUUGUUAUUAGGAUUGUUUUCUUGAUUUGUCAAGGAGACUUUUUAAACUGAGAAAGUAUUACUCUUUGCAAAUCCUGGUAAUCUUCUAAUUUCUUAGAGCUUUUAAAACAGAUUUUCCCAUAGAAGAUGAUUCUGCAGAGGGUUUCAAAAAGAUGAACCCAAUUUGAAAUCACUAUAUCUGUGAAAUCACGAACCAGCCAUGAAUGAAACUGUUAUCACUUGAAAGGGUGGGACAUAGAGCUGAAAAUUUGUAGUGAUAUACUUGUAUUGAUUCACUCUUGCUGACCAGCAGAACACAAAAUGCCUUAUAUUGCAGAUGGUCAUCUUGCGAAUGAUUGAGGCUAGAGGCUGUUUGUGCACUGGGCAUCUAGCAGUAAUCAUUGGAAAGUCUAUGCCCCACCCUUUCAAUGGGUAAGCAUUUAAUUCAUGGUUGGUUCUUGUUCAUAGAAAUAUAGGGAUCUUUAAAUCGAGUGCAUCUUUUUGAUACAUCCUGGCAUACUGCUGAACAUCGAAGAACAGGAAUUCUGUUGUAGAAAAUAAGACACGGAAGCUUUAAUAGGCAGGCAUGAGCGGGUAUAUGUUGAUUACUGUUUGCAAAGAUAUAUUUCAUUUAGUGACAAAUUGAAGAUUCAUUGUAUGUUUCCCUUUUUAUGUAGCCUGACCUGAUUUGACUGAAGAGCUCACAUCAUUUUGCAUACUGCAGCAUUCAAUUGUGAAGAUACGGCGAGAAUGUUAAAGAAGAGCUCAUAUCACACCUUCUUUACAUUUUGAAAUAAUCAUGAAGACUAUAAAAACUGACUUAGUUUAAUGAAACAUAACUGGUUGCCUGUGUCAUAUUUCUCGGUUGUGGCAAGGCUUUCAAUAUAUUUUAUAUUCCAUUAAUCUCUAGGUUUAUCACAUCUAGAUUUUCUCUUUCAGUUUUUCAGCAUCAUGUUUUCUAUUCAAACAAGCGGUAGUGUUUUACAGACACUACUGAAGAACCACCACACGUUUUAUCUUAUGCCAAGAUCUCAACAAUUGCCUGCUGUUUUUAAGUGUUUCAUAUUUACCACAUCCUAUCAGAGGGCAAAAAACCCAGUAGAUCCCAAAGCAGGCACUGCCAUGUGGAGAUCUAAAGGAAGAGAUGAAGGAAAAGAGGAGAGAAGGACCGGAAAAGAUUACUCUUCUUCUUUCAAUGUGUUUUCUGCUGGAGCCUCCAAAAAGAGAGCUGUGCUUCUUGCAGCCUUGUCAAAUGGAGAGCAGCCUGUUAUUUCCAGUAAGAAGACAACACUCUCCCCUCCAGAAAAGCCCCUAAGUGCUGAGGAGUGGGGAAAGUUGAUGGAAGAAUUUCAGGGAAUUAAACAGUUUGAAGAGUUCAUGUUUGCGCAAAUGAUUGCUCACAAUAGCCCCAUAGAUGUGGCCAAGUCCUUACUAGCUGCAGUGGCACAGCGAGAUGGAGAUAUUGGGUAUAACCUUCUGGUGAAAUACUUGGUUCUGUGUGUUUCUCAGAAGCAGACAAAGGAGAUUUAUGAUGUUCAUGACAUUUUGAAAGCCAGAUUUAAAACUUUAGAAACAUCAGCAUCUAGUCUUCUCAUCAAAGGCCUGAGUGAUUCACAGCGUUGGAGGGACGCCUUGGUACUGCUAGAGGAAAUAAAAAAAUUCAUAAUCCCUUCAAAGGGAAACUAUGGAGACUGCAUCAAGGCAGCACUUGCAAACCGGGAAAUAAAUACUGCAUGCAUGUUAUUUCAUGAGAUGCUAGCUAAGAAUGUGACACCAAACUUAGAUGUCCUGCAGUUUUUCUUUGAUACUGGCAAAUGUGUAAACGAUACUGAUUUUAAAAAUGAACUCAUUUACAUCCUUAACUAUUUAAGAAAUAAUCAAGUAUAUCCUGGAGAAGCUCUUAUGGAAAGUAUAAAGCACUGGUUUGAAAGCAUUCCAGGAGAAAAGUGGAAGGGGAACUUAACUACUGUGAAAAAUAGUGGAAAGUGCCCAUCUUGUGAGCAGUUCUUGGAAAGUAUUAAUUUGACCGAAGAAGAAUAUGACAUUCUUAAAGAAAAAAUAAUAAAGGAUGUUAUACAUGGGACUGACACAUUUCGGAAAACCACUCCCCAGGAACUUGAAGUGUUUCAAAGAUUUGUAAAUCAACGUCCCCCUUUUGAUAUCGUGAUUGAUGGCCUCAACGUUGCGAGAGUUUGCCAUAAAAACAAUCCAUCUCAAACCCUUUUGGAUGUUGUCAACCAUCUGGUGCAGCAGAAUCUACGGUUACUUGUCCUGGGGCGCAAACACAUGUUGAAUGGAUCUCGUCAGUGGAAUAGAAAUAACAUGGUUGCUAUGCAGAAGAAGGCAGACUUCUUUUUUACAGACAAUGUGUCUGAAGAUGAUCCAUUUCUACUCUAUGCCACUCUUCACUCAGGGAGUCACUGUAAAUUUGUUACUAGAGAUCUGUUGCGUGAUCACAAGGCUUGUCUCUCAGACAGUCUUACUCGACGCCUGUUCUUUAAAUGGCAACGUGGUCAUCAGAUGGUGCUGUCUGACUACAUAUCAGGAAAAAAGAUCAAAUUUGAGCCUGUAUUGAAUUACGAUACAAUUGUGCAGACUACAGGUAACACAUGGCAUAUUCCCUAUGACGACAGCAAUUUGGAAAGAUCUUCGUAUGAGGUGCCAAUAAAAUGGCUUUGUCUUCAGCAAAAAUAAAAUACUGUUUUUACAAA
Molecule: messenger RNA, 3907 nt
Organism: Anolis carolinensis (green anole)
Lineage: Eukaryota; Metazoa; Chordata; Lepidosauria; Squamata; Anolidae
Gene: prorp
Product: protein only RNase P catalytic subunit
Exons: 7
Coding region: 2148-3890 (580 amino acids)
Biological process (GO): tRNA 5'-leader removal; mitochondrial tRNA 5'-end processing
Cellular component (GO): mitochondrion; mitochondrial ribonuclease P complex
Molecular function (GO): protein binding; ribonuclease P activity
Source: RefSeq, a predicted model, not a curated record